GCCUUUUUCUUAGCCAUGUCCACCUCUAGAACCUCAGAUACAUCCUUCAAAGGAUAUGAACCCAAUCAAACCCAAAUGUGUCUAUCUCUUCUUCAACGCAAUACAUCAACUCCUUCUGGUGAAAGAAGGGGGAGAAGGAAGCAAGCAGAACCGGGUAGGUUUCUUGGGGUGAGAAGGCGUCCUUGGGGUAGAUAUGCUGCUGAAAUUAGAGACCCUACAACUAAAGAAAGGCAUUGGCUUGGCACAUUUGACACUGCUCAAGAAGCUGCUCUUGCUUAUGACAGAGCUGCUCUUUCCAUGAAAGGCAACCAAGCAAGAACCAACUUUGUUUACUCUGACAAUAUCAAUUUUCACAAUCUUCUUUCUCCUAUGGAUGUUCAAGCUCUCUUGCCACCUUCACAGUUCAUCACUAACACUCAGAGCAAACAACCAACCAAUCAAAAUAGCCAGCCUCAGCUUAAUACUUCCCACGGUGAAAAACCUCUCUCUCCAUUGAACAAUGACAUGUGUGUUGAAACUGCUGCUCAUGGAUCAGUUCAGGAUGAUAGUUUCUUCUUUCCCAAUGAUUCUAACUCGGGCUAUCUGGAAUGCAUAGUUCCUGAUAAUUGUUUCAGGCCUGCUUCCAGUACCAACAGUUCAAACUCCAGAAAGAGCAAUGUUAGCUCCGUUAACACAAGCUUCAUGGAGAGUCAAUCAAAUCUUGACAUGGCUUCAUUCUCACAAGAAGCCAUGAAGAUGCCACCAAGGGCUUCUAACUUUUCAGAUUUUUCUUAUCCAAGUGAACUGAGUCAAGGAUUAUGGGAUGAUCAGCAUUCAUGGGAUUGGGAUUCUAGUGAACUUUCAGCUAUAUUUAAUAACCCAUUGAGGGUUGAAGAUGGGUGCAUGGAUACACUGUAUCCUAUCACUGACAGUCCAAGCUAUGGGCUAAUGAAUCAAGCUGCUUCAUCAAGUACCUUUUGUCCAUCACUUCCACCCUUUGGGGACGUAGACUUGGGAUACCCACUCUUCUGA
Gastrolobium bilobum is the source of this 1011-nucleotide messenger RNA. Its product is annotated as ethylene-responsive transcription factor ERF086. The transcript is spliced from 2 exons. Gene Ontology annotation, biological process: regulation of DNA-templated transcription. Bases 16 to 1011 code for a protein of 331 amino acids. Gene Ontology annotation, molecular function: DNA-binding transcription factor activity; DNA binding. Lineage: Eukaryota; Viridiplantae; Streptophyta; Magnoliopsida; Fabales; Fabaceae. The record is from RefSeq and is a predicted model, not a curated record.